AUGGAGGUUCUAAGUUCUAAUGGAACUUUUCUUUUGUUGUUGGAAUUUCGGUGGGAAGCAGGGGACUUUGUUUCUUCGUACUCAGAGAGAAAGUCUGGUUUUAUGAAAUGGUUUGGCAGGAUUUUCAAAAUUGGGUCCAGUAGAGGAAGGGGUGGUGGUCAUCAUCUACAGCAACCCGAAGAGGAAAACAUGGUUUGGCCAGCUCCAGCUAGAUCAUUGGAUGACCGUGCUAGAUCUCGGAAAGAGAAAGAGGAUCUUGACCAUGCAAUUGCACUUUCUUUAGGCGAAAAUUUUAAGAGACCAACAGGGUAUAGAUGGCGAACAGGAGCAAGAACCGAUGAAGAUUAUGCAAAGGCUCUUCAGGAUCGCAUGUUCUCAUCUGCUCAUCCUCCAUAUGCCCCUGUACCUGCUUAUCCCCAUGGAUAUGGUAUGCCAUCGCAUAGCAGAAUAUGUGGAGGGUGCAACCAAGAGAUCUAUGGCGAUUGUUUAGGAGUCGGUCAUAGUUAUUUUCACCCAGACUGCUUUCGGUGUCACUCUUGUCGUUACCCGAUUACUGAGCGUGAGUUUUCUUUGUCAGGGAAGCAUCCAUAUCACAAGUCCUGCUUUAAAGAAUUGACCCAUCCUAAAUGCGAAGUUUGCUAUCAAUUUAUACCAAUAAAUGCUGCUGGUUUGAUUGAGUAUAGGUGCCACCCCUAUUGGAACCAAAAGUAUUGUCCAUCUCAUGAAUUUGACAAUACAGCUCGGUGCUGUAGUUGUGAAAGAUUAGAGUCUCGGGAUGAAAGAUACUAUAGAUUGGAAGAUGGAAGGAUUUUGUGCUUUGAGUGCAUGGAAUCUACUAUAAACGACACUGGUGAAUGUCAGCCUCUUUAUCAUGCUAUCAGAGACUAUUACGAAGGAAUGAAUAUGAAGAUAGAUCAACAAAUCCCAAUGCUUCUUGUUGAGAGACAGGCACUUAAUGAUGCCAUUGUUGGAGAGAAGAAUGGUUUCCAUCACCUACCAGAAACAAGGGGCUUAUGCCUUUCAGAAGAGCAAACUGUCACAAGCGUACAAAGACGGCCAAGAAUUGGAGGUCAUAGAUUAAUAGGGAUGAGAUCUCAACCUCAAAAGCUGCAUAGAAAAUGUGAAGUUACAGCUAUUCUUGUUCUCUAUGGUCUUCCAAGGUUACUCACAGGUGCUAUACUUGCCCAUGAGUUGAUGCAUGCUUGGUUACGCCUCAAAGGUUACCAUAACCUUAGUCCUGAAGUAGAGGAGGGUAUUUGUCAGGUACUUUCUUACAUGUGGCUUGAGGCAGAGGUGGUGCCAUGUGCUAGAACCAUGCCAUCAACAUCAUCAGCUUCUUCAUCCUCCUACUCCUACUCCCACUCAUCAAAGAAAGGUGCAAAAUCUCAUGCUGAACGUAAAUUGGGUGAGUUUUUCAUGAACCAGAUUGCCAAUGAUUCUUCCCCAGCUUAUGGUGGUGGCUUUAGAGCGGCUAAUGGAGCUGUGAAUAAAUAUGGUUUACGUUGCACUCUGGACCAUAUUCUUUUGACUGGUAGAUUCCCACUGUAA
Molecule: messenger RNA, 1548 nt
Organism: Sphenostylis stenocarpa
Lineage: Eukaryota; Viridiplantae; Streptophyta; Magnoliopsida; Fabales; Fabaceae
Source: the annotation of a GenBank genome assembly